UUGCAAAUACACGAGCACCGUUCUUCCUUCAAGGAUCAGCAUCAGGUGCUGAAAAAGAGGCACAAGAAGAAGACCUGGAAUGAUAAACGGCUCUUGCACCUUCCAAAUCACUUUGCUCUCAGCUGAGACGAGAAGCGUGGGACUUCAGAUACUCACUUGCUAGCAGGCUAUGUUUACAUGAUGGAUAAGCAAGCAGCAGUGAAGCAGCCCACAGAUAUGUCUGGUGUAUAAACUGCAUAUAAACCGGUCUUGCCUUUGCCUUCAUGAGGAUGUUGACCAACAGAUUUAUGUAACUGCAUCUCCAGUGACCGCAGAACACUUCAGCUCAAGGAUCCCCUUCUCCGUUCUCCGCGCUACUGUCGUGAAGCGCCACUUCACGGCACGGGAGCGCACUCGGCUCCCCGCGGUCAGCAUCGCUGCCGCGCCGAGGAACCCUGGCAGCUGCGCAGCUGGCAGAGCUGGUGGGCUCAGAUGCUGUGGGGAAGCAUGCACGCUUGAUCGCAGCCCGAGCUCGUGACUUAUUCUACACUUAAGGGUCAGAAUAGCUUCCUCCUUUCAUUUCUGUUCCACAGUUACGUUUCUGUUAAUUUUGCAGAGUUACAGGACCAAUUACAGAAAAUAGAUGCAUACAGCAAGAAUAGUUCUAUUUAUGUUACCUACAGUAAGAAAGGGAAAGAUGCCAACAGCCACAGUAUCUUCGCAAGCCCUGGGCUGUAAGAUGUGACACUGGGUAUCAAGUAAAACUGUUCAGCUGGAAAUGAGCUGAGGCAGCUCGUAGGAAGUUACACUACAAUAUAUGCCUGCCAGUUUUCAGCAAUCCAGAAAGACGAUGGUCAUGCUUAACAGGCAGUAAAAGACCUAAAAAUUAUAUAUAUAUAUGUGCACAGAUAUAGGUAUAUGGGAAGAUAAAUGAGGCAGAAAGGAAAAAAAAUUGGGAAUGAUGCACAUUGUUUUUUUUUAAAUGAUAGUAUUUUGGGAAAGUCUCCACCUUAAAACAUCAUAUGAUCUCAGAAAUAAAGUCCAAACCCUUCGCUUUAGCCUAUAGCCUUGAUGGUCUGAGGCUAACCAAACUUCCAAGAAAACGAAGGAAAAUAUUACCUUCCAGUAACUUACACUGGCAGUUUUCUGUUAGUGAGCACUUAUCAGAAGAUUUUUGCUUCUCUAUUUGAUAGUUUUUAGCAAGCAAACGCCAAGUGACUGUGGAUGAAAGCGGAAGCAGCUUGACCGAAGGACACCGUCACCUAACACAACUUCUGGGCAAAAAAGAAGGGAAGAAAUCUGCGCCCGGGGUCUCUAUCAUGCAGCAGCUGGAUCAAUCAUCAUCGCCUUCCCAGUUGUUUUAACUUCGUUAGCCAUACACAUUUUGUGCGGCAAGAGAAACAAAAUACAAGAUUUCCUGCUCUGGGAAAACAGAGCUGUACUGGGCUGCAGACGCCGGUGGGAGUCCAGAGCUCCGGAAACAUGUGGAAGUUUAACGAGCAGCCGCUGGGGCUGGGAUUGCUGCGAAAACCGGUAGGAAAUAAAAGCAGAAAGCUCGCUCCUCCUGCUCUCUAGCAUGGAUGUCACCCCCCCGAAGGAUGGGAGUCACAGGAAGAAACCCUCCACCCACCUCAAUCGCCUCAAGUGAAGAGACUCAGCCAAGAUGGAGAGCAACGUGUCCUCCGGGAACUGUACUGACCCCCAGAUAUCCUUCCAGUCCACCCUGUACGCAACCACCUACACCAUCAUAUUCAUCCCCGGCCUCCUGGCAAACGGUGCUGCCCUGUGGGUCUUGUGCCGCUUCAUCAGCAAGAACAAACCCGUCAUUUUCAUGAUCAACCUGGCCGUGGCCGACCUGGCUCACGUCCUCUCGCUGCCCUUACGGAUGUAUUACUACAUAAACCACACUUGGCCGUUUGGAAGCUUUCUCUGCCAGCUGUGCUUCUACCUGAAGUAUCUCAACAUGUACGCCAGCAUUUGCUUCCUCACCUGCAUCAGCGUCCAGCGGUACCUCUUCCUCCGCCAUCCCUUCAAAGCCAAGGACUGGAAGCGGCGGUACGACAUAGCCAUCAGCGCUGCCAUCUGGCUCGUCGUCGGGGCGGCGUGCUUUCCUCUGCUAGUAGUGAGGAACCCAGCCCUCUCCAACAGCACAAACAGGUGCUUCUCAGACCUGGGGGUGAAGCAGAUGAGCCCAGGAGCCUCCAUCGCGCUGGUGACGGUGGCGGAGCUGUUUGGGUUCGUCCUCCCCUUGGGCAUCAUUGCCGGCUGCACUUGGAAGAUGUGGCAGUCCCUGCGGGAGUGCCCAACGCAGCUGCAAAACACCAGCGAGAAGCAGAAGGCUUUGCGCAUGGUCUUGAUGUGCGCGGCCGUCUUCUUCAUCUGCUUCACCCCCUACCACAUCAACUUCCCUUUCUUCAUGAUGGUGAUAGAGAACAUCAUCCAGGACUGCACCAUUCACAGGAGCAUGCUCCGCUUCCACCCCAUCUCCCUCUGCCUGGCGAGCCUCAACUGCUGCCUGGAUCCGGUCCUCUACUACUUCAUGACCUCCGAGUUCCAGGACCAGCUGCUGCGCCACAGCUGCGCCACCCUGCGAGCUUGGUUCACGUGCAGCGGGAGCAGCCACUCCAUCGCUGAAACUGACCAUGACAUUCGUACGAAGAGGAGAAAUCUUCCGCGCUUUAAGUUUUGGUCUCUUCCCAAGUUCUUUGGCCGAAUAAACAGCAUGGAAAUCCCUGCCACGCCGCCCGACGAGCUUCUGCUGGAGUCCAUCUCUUGAAGUGUAAGCCAUUUGUCUCCACGUAGGUGCUUCUCAUAGCUUGAGUGAAGAUUGCUUUAGGUCUCCAAACAUACCUUGAAUUACCCGUGUGUGCAACAGAUGCCAGAACGUGGCACAGAAGGAUAUUUUGAUGGAAAAAAAAGGUUUGCUGGUUGUGUUGUCACUGUUGGGGACUGUUUGCCUUACGACAUUCUCUGUUACAUUAUUGUUAAAAUACCCGAAGAAGCCGUCGCCGAUGCCAGUAUUUCUCUCGUGCUGAACUGCAGCUGGUUUUGGGUCCCUCUCGUUUCUGCUGUCUCAGCGCUUCUACGUAUUUGUCAUUUUUUAAAAUCCUUCUAAAUCCCGAGUUGUAAGCGGGUGGCUCUGCCUCAGUGCAGCUCAGGGAGGUAGCACCAGGGGAGUCUCAGUCCCAACCACAGCUAUCCGCAGCCCGUGAUGACUUACAGCAUCCACGGCGCUCGCGUGAGGCUCUAGAUCAGGACAGUUAAUUAUCUCCUUGUAAACUGAACCUCUUUCCAUUGCAAAAAAAAAACAAACAGUCAGUCAUCUGCAUGUAAUCUAGCCUAAUCUGGACCACAAGACCAUAAUACUCUUUGCUUGAUACAAGUGGGUAAAGUUAACCUAUAUCCACAUCAGUGUUAAAGGGAGUUUUCAAACUGGGGUCAGCUCACGCCAUUGAAAAAGGCACCCAGAGCUGAGGAAGGGAGCCCGCCUGGCCCCCAGGAGCUACGGGAUGCUCAGCUGAUUACGGGGGGAUGGAUACUUGGAAGACAGACUGUGACUGGAUAUGCCACGAGCGAAGAGGAGGAAGGACAAAGGAUGGCUCCCAGGGCACGCCUGCCCGCAGGGACCCAAGGCAAGCCUCACAAGGAAGGACUACUAGCUGGCAUUGCCAUCUCGUGUCACUAUUAGGAGUUUUGUGCUAUUUGUUCUUUUGCUAAAGCCUGUGGUUGUAAAUUAAGGUAUUCCCCGAGCCUCUCAGUUUUGCUUUAAAAAACAGAAAAUGUCCCAGCCUUUGCCUGGGUACCGAGAAAAGGUUACAGAACUGACACAAGCGCAUCCCUUAAGGCUUCAAACCUGGGAGGAAAUAAAGUUACCUGAACAUA
Messenger RNA from Phalacrocorax carbo (great cormorant), 3861 nucleotides. The record is from RefSeq and is a predicted model, not a curated record. Lineage: Eukaryota; Metazoa; Chordata; Aves; Suliformes; Phalacrocoracidae.